UACUAAUGUAAUGUUGGCACUUUGAAAUGCUUUUGGAUGUUAUUACAACUAGCCUUUUCUACACGCUCUAUGCGCGCGUGAGAACGCCCGCCCAUGCGUCGUUCAAUUUAUUUUAUCUGUCACUCGCUAGGUAAAUCGUCUAGCAAUCAUAUAAUAUCAACUCUUCAACCCUACACUGAAAAAGAAAAAUAAAGUGAAUUAGAGAUAUUAAUUAACCCUGCACCUGGAUUGUCUUUUCUUUUAGGAAAUAUAUACAUAUACUUUAUCUAUACAUAUAUAUAUAUAUAUGUGCAUAGUUUUCCCUCUUCUUUUAUGAUAUGUUUUAGUUGUUGCGCGCUCAUGAGUGUAAAUUAAUCAAAUUUGGACAACAAUCAUACUAAACAACAUGAAAGAAUUUAAAGUAGUUGUGUGUAUGUAAUUGAACUCCAAUUUAAUGUAAGAAGAACUGGAAAAAAAAAUGUCUUGCUCUCCACUGUCAAUGGAAGAAAUAAGAAAAUAGAAAGUACAUAACUUGAUUAAUUAAACAAUCUGGGCUUCAGUGAAUCAAACUCAUUGUCUGGCCCUCUCAUUGUCAAGAUUCAGUGAUUGUUCUCAAACUCUUGUUGUGGGAAUUUGUGAUAGAGAAGGAACCUGAAACAUAGGAGAAUGUGGGAGGAUAUGUAAUAACUGCCUAUGACUAUGACACUGGGUUUUCAACAAACGUGAGAAGUUUUAACUUAAAAUACCUUUUUUGACAUAUUUUUAUUUAAUUAUUGUCUAUAAGAUUAACAUCAGGGAGGAGCAAUUUAGUAAUCAAGGUAGAAGGCAGUUCCAUAAGCCUUAUUCUUUUAAUUAAUACUGGAUGCAUGAUUUUUGGGCAGUUUGCAUUUGGAACAAGACUAGAGCAAAGUUUGCAUGAACUGCUCAACUAUUUUGAGCUUGGAGAGAUGUUGCUGGGUCAUACAGAUGGUCUUUCUGAAUCUCGGUCAUCAAGGGAUCAACUACUUCCUUAUGCUGAAUCUGAGUUGGGUGAUGACGACACUGCAGAUUGUUCUGAGCCAGUACUAUACACAGCAUCCUUUGAAGAGCUUGCCAAAAAUAUCAUCAAGUAUGACACUGUUAUAUGGCUAUCAAUAUCACUGAUGCUAGUUUUAGCGUGGGGAGUUGGGAUCAUCAUGCUGUUAUAUCUACCUUUUAAGAGAUAUAUCCUCCAGAAGGACAUCUCCUCCCGAAAGCUAUAUGUUACACCUAGUGAAAUAGUCUACAAGGUGUCAAGGCCUUCUUAUGUACCCUUCUUGGGAAUCACUACAAUUGAGAGACAUGUGCCCCUUUCCCUGGUUAUUGACAUCAUUAUUGAACAAGGUUGCUUGCAGUCAAGAUAUGGAAUUCAUACCUUUCGAAUUGAAAGUAUAGCUUGUGGAAAAGCAGCAGCUGUUGAUGAACUACAGGUUCAGGGGGUUUCUAACCCUAGUGAUUUGAGGAAGGUCGUCAUAGCAGAAGCUUCAAAAGUUAUACAAGACAGUGGAAUAAGUUGGAAGCCUAAUGUGGUAACUACAGAAGCGGAGAGCAUGAGCAUGGCUCGUACUGCAUCCUUGACUGAACCACCAAUUCUGAGAUCACCAGCUAAAAGCGUAAAGAUGACAGCUUCACCACGCUAUGCUCCAAUAGAACGUAGAAGCAUACUACCUAGUGAAUUGUUGCUCAAUAGAAUUGAAGAAGUCAAUAAAUCUGUAAAGAAAAUCAAGUUUUUAAUAGAGAAGUCUCAUACUCAGCCUGAGGUCGAGCAGCUGAACUGAAGUUGGAUAUAAGUUGCAGUGGAUUGCUAUGAUAAACCACAAUCAAACAGUGGAAAGGAUCGAAAAAGAGAUAUUUCUGCACUUGUCUCUAACUAUUGAUAGAGUAGGAUUCUAAUAUACCGUAGUUUUGCCCAUAAGUAGCUGAAUGUUAGGAUUCCCUUUGUAUUAAUAGAGGUAGAAAGGCCAUAUGUUCAAUGAAGUUUGCUAUUGAGUGUGAUAUUGCUGAAAUACACAACUGUGAGUAUUUGAAUUGGGAAAAAAAAAAGAAGGAAA
Messenger RNA from Argentina anserina (silverweed cinquefoil), 2048 nucleotides. RefSeq lists its product as uncharacterized. The record is from RefSeq and is a predicted model, not a curated record. The coding region runs from base 846 to 1775 and encodes 309 amino acids. NCBI's taxonomy places the organism in Eukaryota, Viridiplantae, Streptophyta, Magnoliopsida, Rosales, Rosaceae. The transcript has 7 exons.